GGGCGUCACUCGGCCCGCUGGCCGGCCACGAGAGAGAGCGAGGGGAGAGUGCGCGCUCACGCGACCGGUCACUGCGAGCGUGCUGAGCGCGGCGACCGCGGUCACAGGCAGGCGGGAGACCCCGGCAGCGGGCGGCCGCCAUGUCCGACGACGAGGCUGCCUCCGACGUCACCGUCUACAUCUACGACCUGACGGCCGGCCUCGCCAAGAGCUUCUCCGGCGCCCUGCUCGGCAAGGAGCUGGACGGCAUAUGGCACACGGGCGUGGUCGCCUUCGGACGCGAGUACUUCUUCGGCCACGAUGGCAUCCAGAGCUGCGCGCCGGGCGGGACGAUUUUGGGCGAGCCCACGCGCGUGGAGAAGGUGGGCGAGACCGAGGUGCCGUACCAGCUGUUCCUCGAGUACGUCUGCGGCCUCGGCGAGAGCACGUUCACGCCAGAGAAGUACAACUUGCUGGAGCACAACUGCAACAACUUCGCUGACGAGGUGUCCACCUUCCUGUGCGGCCACGGCAUCCCCAAGUACAUCCUCACCCUGCCCGACGAGCUGCUGAACACCCCGCUGGGGCAGACGAUCGCGCCGCUGCUGGCCAGCUUUUCGCUGAAGCGCGACCCGAGCGACCCGCAGGCGGUGCCCGUGCGCAGCCACGCGCCCGGCAGCCAGCGCGAGGACAGCCCCGACUUCCUCGAGCUCAACCAGCGCGUCGAGGAGAUCCGCAAGCAGAACCAGCUGCUGGAGGAGCGGCGCAGCUCGCUCAGCGAGAAGCUCCACAAGUUCGAGCGCAAGAAGAAGCGCCGCGAGGGUCGCGGCCACAAGAAGCGGCGCCACCGCGGCUCGAGCGAGGAGCUCCUCAGCGGAGACGCCAGCCAGAGGUUGGACGAGCGGCGAGACCGGCGUGUGACCUUUAGCGAGGCGGCCGACGAGCGACGCGGCUCGGCCGACGGCCAGGUGGAGGUGCGGCCAGCGGGCGUCAUGUCCGAGCAGCACUCGCCGCCGCCGGAGCCGCGGCCGCCGGCGCCCGGCGCCGAGGAGCCGGCGCCCGAGCCCGAGCCGGAGAAGCCGCGCAUCCCGCCCAUCACCUUCAGGGACGCCGUGACCGAUGUUUUGGCCGAGUUCGCCGGUCUGGAGGCGGCCGCCGGGCCCGCCCUCAGCCCCGAGGAGCAGCAGAACGUCGCCGAGCUGCGGCAGUACAUGCUGGAGGACGAGGGCGCCUGGGCGCUCGGAGAGAACUUCAUCAACUUCCUCGGUCGAAUCCUGCACGACAAGUCCCUGCCGCCGACCUCCCGGGUCCACCUGCUCAAUCUGCUGUCUGUGGCGACGCUGCGGGACGACUUCAUCUUGAUCCUGCACCAGGACCGGCGUGAGCACGUGAUCAUGAACUACGCCGACGACGUGGACCGGCUGCCGCAGGAUGAACAGGCCGCCCUGUCCCUGAUGUUCGCCAACAUGUUCGACCAGAACAGCAGCAGCGAGUGGCUGCUGUACAUCUCCGAGUGGCAGAGCCCGCACAACAACAUGCCCAUCUCGAACAUCCGCGUCACCACCAAGGUGGCAGUGAACGCCCUGCUGGCCGAUUCCGGCGACAUGCAGGACCGCGGCACGGCCAUCAUGUACAACCUGGCUGUGAAGGAGAAAAUGAAAACUAACAUGAAUAUGCGGAAGCUGAUGCCCAUGGGAAGCCUCAACAAGGUGUUCGACGACGUGGCCACGGAGCUGGCCAUGGCGAUCCUGCAAUACUUCCAGACUUCGCCGCCAGAGGAGCGCGUGUACCGCUGCAUGCGCGCCCUGGCCAAAUUUGCUCAGGUGUCGUACAACGACGUGCCGCAGCUGAUCAAGAUGAUCGGCCCGGAGCCGGGCAAGUUCCGUGGCCAGUCGGAGCGCACCGACCAGCUGAUCGGCGAGCUGGAGACGCGGCUGUCGCGGGUGCAGAUGUAGACCGGGCCGGCGAGCGCCGCCGCCGCCGGGGCGCGCCGGCGGAGGGUGCGCUGCGGUCGGACGCGGCCGGGACGGGCUGGCGGCGUGGGCAUGGUUUGAGUGUGGCGCGGAUGGGGCGGGGGGAGGCCGGUGCGGCGGCAGCUGGGGAGGAGCGGGGCCCGCGGGGGCCGGGAGGGCAUCGGAGCAGGUGGUUGUCGCGGCUGGAGGCGGUCCGGCGCCGCCACACGUGAACUGCGGCGCGGCGGGGCCGGUGCUGUGCUGGCGUCCGGGAGUGCUGCAGUUGGGGUACGGUUUAAAUCUGCUUCUGCGUGGACCGUGGCCCGCGGUGGAUCGCAGCGCGGCUUCCGUGAGCGCCGUCUGCAGCCCGGUGGCCGUUUCGGGUCUUUAAGCAGCUUGGUGCCUGUGAACGUCCUCUGCAGCCUGGUGUCUGUGCGGGUCUACUGCAGCCUGGUGCCUGUGAGGGUCUAGUGCAGCUUGGUGCCUGUGCGGGUCUACUGCAGUCAGGUUUCCGUGCGGAUUGGCUACCGUUUGCGGUCUCUGCGGGUGUUCCACACCCGUGCGGGUUGGCUAGGGAACGGAAAAUGCUCGUCAGGCACGCCACGAGCAGGGCUUUCGUCGCACGCGCCGUGGUGUCCCGUCCGGUACACUCAUCAGCCACGGAUCGGGCACUUCACUCCUUGCCGACGGCUCCGAAUCUAGACAACGCCCCCCGCGCGCAGUGCAGCGCGCCGAGCGGACGGUCUGGCUGUUCGCCACGAGCACAUCAAACGCGCUGCGAACACGGUCCUGGCACACGCCUCCGCGGAGCGCGGUCUGAUCGCCGGGGAUGUUCUACUCCGGCUUCGGCAGCCACGCUCGCCGGCGUCGCUUGUAAGCGAAGCGCAUUGUGCAGCUCUACGCCUCACCACUUGCCGGGGUGCGCCGUCGCGCCGGCCGGCUGGCUGGCUGCGAAGGCGAGCCCGUCUGGGGCGACCGCCGAGCGCGCCCUGAGGUGGGGCCGGUCGGCGGGUGAGCACCUCAGCGGCGAUCAGUGCCACCGGAGCCGUUGGCGGCGCCGUCGAGUCGGCGUGGCGCGCCCGGCUCGCACAGACGGCGGUCCGUGUGGGCUCGGUGCUCGGGUGUGUUCAGUCGUCGGCCGUCCCCGAGACGGCCGAAGUGAUCAACGAAUCGGCGGGUGGUCCACCCGCUCGUCGGCCGCGCGAGCGCGCGCCGUUAGGGUACGUACGUUGUUGUACAGGUAACACGGAGUGGAGUGUGUGCCGUUGGGGGCAGUGCGUGGCCGGGCACGCGGCGACGGGUGCGACGGCGGAGUAACGCGCGGCCGGCCGGUGCGGCGAGCCGCUCUAGGAGCGGCCGCCGUCGGCGCCCGGCCGGGCACCGGCCGCCGCCGCCUCAGCCUCGGCCCGCUCCGGCCUCUGGUUGUCUGUCGCGCCGUCGGGCCUCGCUUCCGGCGAUGUGCGAGGCCUGUGCGGGGCUCCCGAGAAGGCCCUGAGGGGCCUGACUCGUCUGCCUACUGCCUCUGCGCUCAAAUUUUACUCUAAUGACCAUGUGGGACGCCUGUGUUUUUCUACUCACCGGGCGUCCGCCCAGCGCCGAGUGAUGUUGGUUGUUUUGUACAUAAAGCCGGACCGAAAGCG
Molecule: messenger RNA, 3571 nt
Organism: Pollicipes pollicipes
Lineage: Eukaryota; Metazoa; Arthropoda; Thecostraca; Pollicipedomorpha; Pollicipedidae
Exons: 16
Coding region: 141-1934 (597 amino acids)
Biological process (GO): protein modification by small protein removal
Molecular function (GO): peptidase activity
Source: RefSeq, a predicted model, not a curated record